Messenger RNA from Rattus norvegicus (Norway rat), 6337 nucleotides. The record is from RefSeq and is a predicted model, not a curated record. NCBI's taxonomy places the organism in Eukaryota, Metazoa, Chordata, Mammalia, Rodentia, Muridae.
GUAUCACAACUUUUUAUUCAAAGUCUCACACUGUUGGUGCAGGCAGAUAGUAGAGAUAAACAGAACCCAGUCUCUGAUAGUCCUCAUAAAAUAAGAAUUCCUCAGAAUCUGGUGCGCUAUUGUCCACUGCCGUUUAUAAUAUUUGGGACGUUGCCAGCGCCAGGAGCUCCUGGUAAUCUGAGCGGGUCAGAUGUCCCAGUGGCCUCAACAUGAACCAGCUUUACUGAGCAGAGGAAUGGCAGCACCCCGUAGGCGUUGCCCCAGUCUGGCGUCCAUGGAGAUGGACGCGGAAACCCCUUGCGCAAGCGUACUUUGAGAAGUCGAGGGCACCCUACUUUGGGCGGGGCGAGCUCAGAGUGCGCCUGCGCACUGCGGUUUGUGAGCCGUAGUCUCCAGAGCGCUAAGGUGUUUCGGUCGCUUGCGGCCAGCCUCGCCUCCAAACCCGGUGUUGUUGGACUGCAUCCGGAGCGGGGACAUUGGCGGACCACCAGACGCGGCCACCAUGCCGAUCAAUAAAUCAGAGAAGCCAGAAAGCUGCGACAACGUGAAGGUAGUUGUCAGGUGCCGACCUCUCAACGAGAGAGAGAAAUCAAUGUGCUACAGACAGGCCGUCAGCGUGGAUGAAAUGCGGGGGACUAUCACCGUCCAUAAGACCGACUCUUCCAACGAACCUCCGAAGACAUUUACUUUCGAUACUGUUUUUGGACCAGAGAGUAAACAACUUGAUGUAUAUAACUUGACUGCAAGACCAAUUAUUGAUUCUGUCCUGGAAGGCUACAAUGGGACCAUUUUUGCAUAUGGACAGACUGGGACAGGCAAGACUUUCACCAUGGAAGGUGUUCGAGCAGUGCCGGGGCUCAGAGGGGUCAUCCCCAACUCAUUUGCUCACAUAUUUGGUCAUAUCGCAAAAGCAGAGGGCGACACAAGGUUUCUGGUUCGAGUGUCAUACUUAGAGAUAUAUAAUGAAGAAGUCCGAGACCUUCUGGGUAAAGAUCAGACACAGAGGUUGGAGGUUAAAGAAAGGCCUGACGUGGGAGUAUAUAUCAAAGAUUUAUCAGCAUAUGUAGUCAACAAUGCUGACGACAUGGAUAGAAUCAUGACUCUGGGCCACAAAAACCGUUCCGUUGGUGCGACCAAUAUGAACGAGCACAGUUCCCGAUCGCACGCCAUCUUCACAAUUACAAUCGAGUGCAGCGAGAAAGGCGUGGAUGGAAACAUGCACGUCAGGAUGGGGAAGCUCCACCUUGUGGAUCUUGCUGGGUCAGAAAGACAAGCAAAAACUGGAGCCACAGGGCAGCGCCUCAAAGAAGCUACCAAAAUCAACCUUUCAUUGUCUACCUUGGGCAAUGUCAUUUCUGCCUUGGUGGAUGGAAAAAGCACUCAUGUGCCGUAUCGGAACUCUAAACUGACACGUCUCCUGCAGGAUUCCUUAGGAGGGAACUCAAAAACCAUGAUGUGUGCAAAUAUUGGGCCAGCAGAUUAUAAUUAUGAUGAAACCAUCAGUACCUUGCGGUAUGCCAACCGCGCCAAGAACAUUAAAAACAAAGCUAGAAUUAACGAAGACCCAAAGGACGCUCUGCUUCGCCAGUUUCAGAAAGAAAUAGAAGAGCUGAAGAAAAAGCUUGAGGAAGGGGAAGAAGUGUCAGGCUCUGACAUCAGUGGGUCAGAGGAGGAUGACAACGAGGAGGGUGAACUUGGAGAAGAUGGAGAAAAAAGGAAAAAGAGAAGGGGCAGUAGCAGCAGCAGUAGCUCAGACUCCACAUGUUCUGUCAUAGAGAAGCCCCUGGAUGAGUUCUUGCCUCGUAAAAAGAAAGUUUCCCCAGAUAAGAUGAUGGAAAUGCAAGCGAAAAUUGAUGAGGAGAGAAAAGCACUGGAAACCAAACUCGACAUGGAGGAAGAAGAAAGAAACAAGGCUAGAGCUGAGCUGGAGCGACGGGAGAAGGACCUUCUGAAAGCCCAACAAGAGCAUCAGUCUUUGCUGGAAAAACUGUCUGCGCUGGAGAAGAAGGUGAUUGUCGGUGGUGUGGACUUGUUGGCCAAAGCUGAGGAGCAAGAGAAGCUUCUCGAGGAGUCCAAUAUGGAGCUGGAGGAGCGGAGGAAAAGAGCUGAGCAACUUCGGAAAGAACUAGAGGAAAAAGAGCAAGAACGCUUGGACAUCGAGGAAAAAUAUACCAGUCUGCAAGAGGAGGCACAAGGAAAGACCAAGAAAUUAAAGAAAGUCUGGACCAUGCUGAUGGCUGCAAAGUCAGAGAUGGCUGAUCUCCAGCAAGAGCAUCAGAGGGAAAUUGAAGGCCUCCUGGAGAACAUUCGGCAGCUCAGCCGUGAGCUCCGACUUCAGAUGCUCAUCAUUGAUAACUUCAUACCUCAGGACUACCAGGAAAUGAUUGAAAACUACGUCCACUGGAAUGAAGACAUAGGAGAAUGGCAGCUGAAAUGUGUGGCCUACACAGGAAAUAACAUGAGGAAACAAACUCCAGUCCCUGACAAGAAGGAGAGAGACCCAUUUGAAGUAGACCUUUCCCACGUGUACCUCGCCUAUACAGAGGAGAGUUUGCGUCAGUCUCUGAUGAAGUUAGAAAGGCCACGGACCUCCAAGGGAAAGGCCAGGCCAAAGACCGGUAGAAGGUAAAGAAAAUACUUGUGGGCCAACAUAUGAUGCAGACUCUACUCUGUAACAGAAUCCAGGCCUGGAAAAACCCCGUAGUUAUCCUAAGAAAUAAGAAAACAGAGCAGUGCUUCUUGAGAGGCCUGCAGUUGAGUGUGCUGGACAGCAACAAAGAAAGCCCAUGACAGACUCCUAUAGGCUCAGCGCCUGCACCUGGCAAGUGACUGCUUUUCCUGCUUCUCUGAGGCUGCCUGUACUGUUAGCGUCCUCGGAGGAGAUGACCAAGGGGCAUCCCUGAUAAGUUUAGCUGCCACCUGACUGCACCUUGUCUGACCCCGCCUACGCUCAGCUGCUCACCACUCUGGAAUACUGUGCUGUGGCAACCUGCUCUUGUGCUUGCUUUCAGUGACCUACCCUGGAAAAAAUGGGUAGCAGGCGAACCUUGCUAUGUCAAGCAUGGGCAGUGUUGGUCCAUUCCUGGACCCUGACCACAAAAAGUGUUGGCAGUUCAGUCUCUUAGGGAAAACCACUCACCUUGCAUUUUUUUCUUCUCUUAACAGAAAGCGUUCUGCAAAGCCUGAGACCGUAAUUGAUUCUUUACUUCAGUAAAUGUUACAGAAUUAAAGUUACAAUAAUAAUAAUAAAAAGUGAUAUUCUCAUGCCUGGAGAGAAGUCCUUAAUUAAGACACGGAGGACACCUGUAUGUUCACAUAAUAGAAGCUGUCAAUGACGGAGAGAGACUGGAAUAGCAGUUUUCCUAACAUUUUUUAGACUCUUUAGUUUCUGUAACAUGUAAGUGUGCAGCUCAUGACCGCUGGGCAUGGUGCACUGUCUGUCACACGCUCUGCAGGCAGUAAGGGCACUGUGGUUGUUCGUGACUGUGCGUCUCUUAGCUCUGUAUUCAACGCCUGUGGCUCUAGACAAGCAGAGUCUCAGAACAGAACCCAGUCUGUCUUGUUUGCACCCAGCAUAUAGCAGAUCUCCUUGUCCUGUGUCCUGUGCUGGGCUGCUCAUCUGAGCAGAGACUUGGUCCUACACCUGCCUGGCCUGCCUAAGUGCAGCCCAACUUUAUAGGAAUAUUAACUGCAUCUAAGUGUGCAGUGACUGCCUUUAUUGAUCUCCGGUGGGAAAUUGUAAAAUCUGAUAGCUUUUCAGGUUUACAUUUUAAUGCAGUUAAAUACAGUUUGAUCGUGCGCUUCACCUGUCCACCCGCCACUUCUGUCGCUCUGACUCCACACUCAGCCUUUGUUGUUACUGAGUUGACCUCCCACUUCUCCUGAAGCCAGGAGGAGCUAUUUACCUUUGUCAUACACACAUUCUAAAAAAUUCCCCUGGACAUACAGCUUGCAGGCACUCCCCAUCUGCAUUUUAAGUUUGAUGGAAAUAACUAUAAAAAUCGAGACCAGACUCACUUUUCAGAAAAUGAAGCAAAGUCAAAAAUGCCUUUUAAUUUUCAUAUAUAUAUAUAUAUAUAUAUAUAUAUAUAUAUAUUCUCUUCUGAUUUCUUGUAUUGAUUAAUCCAGUUAGAUAGUAUUCUUCUACACAAAAAAGUUACGUCCAUUGUAUAGUGAGAUAAGUUAUAGUAAAUAGAAGGUUUUGGUUUCGUCGUUUACUUAUACAAAUGUUUUGAAGGUCAUGAGCUUCCUAAACCUAAGUUUGGAAUUAUACAAUCCACUCUGAGCUAUUUAUUGCAAAAGUUUUGAGACUUCCCAAGUUAGGAUUAAUCAGAUUGCUACGAUUUUAACAAGUUUGGAUAAACACUGAUUUAUAAUUACAUUGCCCUGUGUGUCUGUGGGUGGCUCAACAGAGAGGUGCAGCCCUGGUGAGGUGGAGGAAGGCAUGGCGGUUCAUUUUCAGCUUUCUUGAAUUGGAGCACUGAGUAUCCUGUAUGUACCGGGUGCUGGUGUGAGCAUGGCCACUGUGGCAGCAUUUUCAAGACAUUUUCAAGGUGUGGCCUGCUGUGACUCGGUGAGCCUUGUGUAUCGCUUGCAAAGGCUCAAGUGAGCCGAGUGUCUUGGUGGCGUCAGAUUUCGCAGCGCAGUGAUGUAAGUUUAACUGUUAGUAAUUAGAAGACUCUGUGCGCCUUCGUCUUAAAGUCCACGUUUCCAUUAUUUAGCAGCUCAGCUGCCCCAGAAGGAAUAGCUGCUGUAAAUUAGGCUAAAGCACGAGAGAAAUUAAAUCUAGUUAAAGUCCAUCACAGUAACAAAAAUAACUCCAUAAACUAAAAAUAUUAGAAACUUGACUAGGCAUCUUGACUUGGUAAUUUUGUUUGCUUGCUUGUUUGUUUUGUUGAAACAGGGUCUCUCUGUGUUAGCCCAGGCUGGCCUGGACUCCUGAUCCUUCUGCCUCAGCCUCAGUUGCUGGAAUUGUGGAUGUAUGGCAUCAUGUCAAGUCACGCACUUAUUAAAGCACUGAUGUUAAAACUCCAAUCAGGCGGACAGUGUUCACUUCUGAAAACCAAACGAAAGUCUGGCCAGGUGGGGAGGUCUGCUGCAGAUGGCUAGGACGCCCACUCUGUCACAGCCGUGCUGUGGCUGCUUCUCCUGCACUGUGUCCUCAUCUACAGUGGAAUAAUUUGUAUUUUCAGUGUUAAUUUCAUGAAUGGAUAGACUUGCUUGCUUAAUGUUUAAAAUAAAUGUACAGAUUUUAAUGAGUGGAACAGAUCUAUAAACAGGCUGUUGAUGCACCCUUUUUCCCUUGGUUUAAGAGUAGUGUUUAUGGGGCUGAGGAUUUAGCUCAGUGGUAGAGCGCUUACCUAGGAAGCACAAGGCCCUGGGUUCGGUCCCCAGCUCCGAAAAAAAAGAACCAAAAAAAAAAAAAAAAAAAAAAAAAGAGUAGUGUUUAUUUAUUUGAAAGGAGCUGUAAUAGGAUGUUACAGCAGGCUCUGCACUUACAUACCCUAACAGUCAGGCCCUCCCCACUCAAUGUCCUCCCCACUUCAGGCUUGGCUGAGAGGAAGGCUCUGCAGCCAGUGUGUGUCCCAGAAUCCUCUGGUAAGCCGUCUCAUUUGUAUUCUGGAAAAGGUGAUUUUCAAAUUUUUGUUUCUGGCAGCCAGAACACCAAGGUUAGUUUGGAAGGAGAGGGGGAAUCGUUACUUCAUCCGCAGCCUGAUUUAGAGUUAUGAUUAUAGUUUCCGCGAUUUCAUUUCCAUUUUAGGUUGCUGUGGCCCUUCCCCCUUUCUCUCUUUGAACUAUUAACAAACAAGGAAUACCUUUUUACUUUUAGAGCUGUGAAUUAAGGAAUGGGCAGAGUUUACAUUUACACACACCUGUGUCUGCCCAGUUUCUUCCCCUUCCCCCUCUUCCCUUUUGAGAUAGAGUCCAAUAUAGUUCAGGCUGGCCACAAACCCUCUGUGUAGCCCAGGUUAGCCUUUAAACUCCUAAUCCUCCUACCUCCACCUGACGAACCACUAUGCCCAGCUUCUCCUCCACCCCUUAACAUAUAUAAUUUUUUCUCUCUUCCUUUUCCUUAAAAUACUAGAACCCAUAGUUCUUCCUAGUGCCUUUGAGCUGCCCCUGCAGUCUGACUAAUUAGAAUCAGUGAAACCCUGAGUAGCGUUACUGUAGUGCUGUUACCGACCAGGAUACAAACUGUACAGAAAGUUUGCUGUGUUAAUACAAAAUCCACAUUUGAGUUGUGUUUUAUGUAUAAAUAUGUACUUGUCCAAGCUGUAUAUAUCAGUGUGUGUGUACAUGCAGCACGGUAAGAUGAGAAAUAAAUGCCUUCCCAACA